AUGUCGGAGUUGGUUUACUUUCCAAUCACUGAUGCUGCGCUGCGAAACCUUGCUUUCAAUAUUUUUUUCCUGGUGCUCGCGACCGUCGCCGUUGUCGCACGGUUAUUGUCCCGAAUCAACUCCUGCUUGGCAUUCUGGUGGGAUGACUGGCUUCUCGUCAUAGCCUGGGUGCUUGCAGACCUCGACAUCGGCCGCUUCAAAACAAACAAACGCUCAAGAAAGCUAACACUCAAGCUUCAUCCCGACGAAGUGAGUUUCCAUGGUAUCGGGUACGACCAAAGCAAAACGGCAGUAAACCUGUCCGUUAUGCGUCCACUUCAGGUCACUUUCAAAUCCUCCUAUCUCGUCUCGCUGGCAUGCAUCAAGACAAGCAUCAUUUGCUUGUACAUGCGCAUCUUCACUAUGCACGGUCACGUCCGUCUCUUUUCCUACCUGGCCUUGUCUCUGAUAAUUGCCUGGGGUCUCAGUUUCUGGAUUGCGAGAAUGGCGAUUUGCCAGCCCCUUUUGCAGCCUGUCAAACAUUGCGGCGAUGAACAGGCCCUUGUCCACGCCAUGAAUGCGACCAAUAUCGUGACCGACCUCAUAAUUAUCGCCAUUCCGCAGUACCCGAUUUGGCGUCUCCAACUGCCGCUGAGGGACAAGCUGGGUCUCAUGUCCUGCUUUUUUGUUGGCGUCGUCUGCAUCGUUGUCGCCAUCUUCCGCAUACUCAACAACCUCAAAAACGAUUUCAAACAUGACGAGAUGGAAAACCUCGCCAGGACGACACUGCUCACGAGUCUUGAGCCAUCACCAUUCACAGAAAUGUUCUUCGCCGCCGCCGCCGCCGCAGCAGCAGCAGCAGCAGCGCUCCUCUCUACCGUGGCCCUCGCCCACUCACACAUCCCAUACAUCAUCAUCAACGGCGAGCAGUUCCCAGGCCACGACCCCAAGGCCACCAGCAACCCACCCAACAUCAUCGGCUGGACGGCCAAGAACACGGACGACGGGCCCGUCAACGCGACGCUCUACUCGAACCCAGACAUCAUCUGCCACCGCGCCGCGACGCCCGCGACGGCGCACGCGCCCGUCCGCGCCGGCGACUCGAUCCACAUCCAGUGGAACGGGUGGCCCGCCAACCACGUCGGGCCGGUGCUGACGUACCUGGCGAGGUGCGAAGGCGAGGCCGGCUGCGCGGACGUCGACAAGCAGGCGCUGGGCUUCUUCAAGAUCGACGACAGCGCGCCCGCGCUGCUGGACCAGAGCAACGGCCCGCCGGGCAGGUGGGCGAGCGACGUCGUCAUCGCCAACAACAACAGCUGGACCGUCACGGUGCCCGGGGGGACGGCGCCCGGCGCGUACGUGAUGCGCCACGAGCUCAUCGCGCUGCACUUUGCGGCCGAGAAGGGCGGGGCGCAGAACUACCCGUUUUGUUUGAACCUGUGGGUGUUGGGGCGAGAGGAUGGUGCCGGGGGCGAUACCUGGAGGUUCGGGGCUGUGGGCUACGGCGAGGGCGUGCCUGCUACCCAGAUGUAUCGGAGUGACGACCCGGGGGUGAAUGUCGACGUCACCGUGCCGAGGAAGACGUACGUCAUCCCCGGGCCCACGGUUGUCAGCGGUGCCGCUCCGGUCCGGCCUGCGGAUCAGACAAAGAGCAUCGCCACAGCGUACGGGACGCCCGUGGCGAUUGUGAGUUGGACUGCCACGGUGCCCAUGCCGAUGGGCGAGACGCCUGUGCCGGGGCGAAGAUGGUGA
Molecule: messenger RNA, 1731 nt
Organism: Pyricularia pennisetigena
Lineage: Eukaryota; Fungi; Ascomycota; Sordariomycetes; Magnaporthales; Pyriculariaceae
Exons: 6
Coding region: 1-1731 (576 amino acids)
Source: RefSeq, a predicted model, not a curated record